AUGAAUAUAGAUGUUGUCGUGCUCCAAUGGAUCUACAAUACUCUAUCCGCUGACUAUCUCCUUCGGGUCCUUGAAGAGCCAUCCACGGCUCUCCAAGCCUGGAAUCAGGUCAAGGAUAUCUUCCAUAACAACAAAGGUCCUCGUUGUGUAGCCCUUCAAUCUCGGUUUGUGAAUCUGAAAGUUAGUUCUGUGUCUUCUUUGGAAGCCUACUGUCAAGUCCUUCAGGAUUUGGCAGCCCAGUUAGAUGAUGUGGGCAGUCCUGUUAACGAACAAAACCUCGUUUUGCAACUUGUUCGGGGUCUGCCUUGGGAGUACGACACCAUCAGCUCUAUGAUCAAUCAUGAACUUCCUUCUUGGAAUGAGGUAUGUGAGAUGCUUUGUCGUGACAUGAAAAGACAAGCUGCUCGCGAUGGUACUGCUACUAAUUCUGAAGCGCAUGCUGUUGUAACCCCCACGCCUCGCCGUGAUUGUCCCACCCAUGAUAACCAGCCCACUUGUAAUAGCUCCGGUCGCACCCGUUUUGGUCAGAUCUAUGGCCCAAAUCGUCGUGGUGGCCCACGCCGUGACAACCCAACCCACAACCAAAACCAAUCUACCCAAAACUAA
Molecule: messenger RNA, 606 nt
Organism: Helianthus annuus (common sunflower)
Lineage: Eukaryota; Viridiplantae; Streptophyta; Magnoliopsida; Asterales; Asteraceae
Exons: 1
Coding region: 1-606 (201 amino acids)
Source: RefSeq, a predicted model, not a curated record